GUUUCUCACAAGUGAAUGAAGCGCAAGGGCUGUAAGGAUUUGAAAAAACGGUGCCAUCUGCAAAACAACACGGGGUAGGAUCUGCCACACAGUGCCUCAUUUUUCAUGGGUCCAUUUUUCAUUUUUUGGCAGAAAAUAAAAGGUUGUCUUGAUGACUGCAAAGCGCUUCCCCAUCUGAGGUACACCAGAGGACGCAAUUCUUCAAGUGUCUUCAUAUUUAAGGAAUCAAACCAGCCAUCAUGUCGGGGAAGUCAGAUGGGAAAAUGAAGUGGGCGGCUGUCAGGGGUCGCCUCGGCUCCUCGCAGGACUCAGAUACCCAGCAGGAGGCCAACCUGGAGAGCGCUGACCCAGAGCUGUGCAUCCGCUUGCUGCAAGUUCCCACCGUGGUCAACUACUCAGGGCUGAGGCGACGCCUGGAGGGCAGCGACCAGACAUGGAUGGUCCAGUUCCUGGAGCUCAGCGGGUUGGAUCUCCUCCUGGAGGCCCUGGAUCGGCUCUCGGGGCGGGGCUGUUCUCGCAUUGCCGAUGCCCUUCUGCAGCUCACCUGUGUCAACUGCGUCCGGGCUGUCAUGAACUCCUCUGCAGGGAUCCACUUCAUCAUAGACAAUGAGGGAUACAUCCGGAAGCUCUCACAAGCUUUGGACACUUCCAACACCAUGGUGAAGAAGCAGGUGUUUGAUCUUCUUGCUGCCCUCAGCGUGUUCUCUGCAGACGGCCAUCGCCUUGCUCUGGAUGCUCUGGAUCACUACAAGGGUGUGAAGACGCAGCAGUAUCGCUUCAGUGUGAUCAUGAACGAGCUGCAGGCCACAGAUAACGUACCUUACAUGGUCACACUCCUCAGUGUCAUCAACGCCCUCAUCUUCGGCACAGAUGAUCUCAGGCAGAGGGAUAAAAUGAGAAAGCAGUUCAUCGGACUUCAGCUACUUGAUAUUCUGCCAAAGUUAAGAGAGGAGGAGGAAGACGACUUAAUUAUUCAAUGUGAAGCCUUUGAAGAGGCAAUGGCUGAAGAUGAGGAGGAGUUGCUGCGGGUCUACGGGGGGAUUGACAUGAGCGAUCACCUGGAGGUGUUCACUACUCUCUUUAACAAGGUUAGCAGCACGCCAGCCUCCCUGCAGCUGCUGUCCAUCCUGCAGACGCUGCUGGUGCUGGGGCCGGGCCGCUCUGAUAUCUGGCAUGCUCUUGAGUCCAUCACUAACAGAGCCAUACUGCUGGCCCAGGACUCUCAGAUGGAGUCCUCUGAGAAGAUCAUGCAGCGGCUGAUGUUCUCCAAGGGCAAGAGCUGCAGGGGUCAGCACGAGUUGGACGGGCGGCUGGGGAGAGCCGAUAAGGCGGUGCAGACCGACCUGGAUCCUGGGGAUGAACAGAAGUCCCACCAAAGCAUAAAAUCCUCUCAGAAACCACUGUGUGCCUCUGCUCCACCGCCACCACCACCACCACCACCUCCUCCUCCUCUACCCCCAAGUAUGAUCCAACUGUCUAACCAGUGCCCACCUCCGCCCCCACCUCCUCCUCCUCCACCGCUACCUGGAGGGUUUGGUGGACCCCCACCACCACCUCCCUUGCCUGGAAUUCCACCACCACCACCACUGCCUGGUUGUCCAGGUAUGCCUCCUCCGCCACCACCCUUACCAGGCAUGGGUGGCGGACCACCACCACCACCUCCCUUACCUGGCAUGCCAGCUCCUCCGCCUCCCCCAGGCAUGAUCGUGGCUCAGAGCAGUCAGGCCCUAGGGUGCGCUGCUCCCAGCAAGGCAAACCGAUGCCCCACCCUGAGGAUGAAAAAGCUCAACUGGCAGAAACUACGUGAUGUUGCUGAUGGCCCCUCCAUGUGGGCCUCGGUUCAGAAUGAGCCGCCUUCUCGGGAGCCGGACUACAGCAGUAUCGAGCAGCUGUUCAGUUUCCCGGUGACCGAGCACAAAGACAAGGGGGCAGCUGCUCCUGUCAAGAAGGAGCCUAAAGAGAUAACAUUCAUUGAUCCAAAGAAAAACUUGAAUUUGAACAUAUUCCUAAAGCAGUUCAAAUGCAAAAAUGAGGACUUUGUAGCCAUGAUUCAGAAUGGGGACCGUACUAAGUUUGACGUAGAAGUGCUGAAACAGCUUCUGAAGCUCCUACCAGAGAGGCAUGAGAUUGAAAAUUUGAAGUCCUUUCAAGGUGACAAAGACAAGUUGGCAAAUGUCGACCGCUUCUACACCUCCCUUCUCACUGUUCCAUGUUAUCAGUUGAGGAUUGAGUGCAUGUUAUUGUGUGAGGAGACUUCAUCAGUGUUGGAUAUGCUCAAACCUAGAGCCAAGCUGGUGGCGGAGGCCUGCCAGUCUCUCAGAAAUAGCACGCUCAUGCCCAGUUUCUGCAAGCUAAUCCUUGACGUUGGGAAUUUUCUCAAUUAUGGAAGUCACACAGGAAACGCUGCUGGGUUCAAAAUCAGCUCUCUGCUCAAACUCACAGAGACCAAGGCCAACAAGAGCCGCAUUACGCUGCUUCAUCACAUCCUGGAGGAAGCAGAGGUGAACCACCCAGAGCUGUUGGCGCUGCCAGAUGAUAUAGAGCUCUGUGAAAAAGCAGCAGGAGUUAAUCUGGACUCAGUUCAGUCAGAAGCUAGUGCCUUACUGAAACGACUGAACGAGACGGCCAAGAAGGUUUCCAACUCUGUGGAAGAGGUGAAGGAGCAAUACGGAAACGUUCUUCAGGAGAGUCUGGAGGCAUGUCAGGAUUUGAACGAAAGUUUAACCGUGACUGAGAAGAUAAAGAGUGAGCUGGCUGUUUACUUAUGUGAAGAUGCCAACCAGCUGUCGCUAGAGGAACUCUUCGGAACCAUCAAGACUUUCCGAGGACUUUUCAUCAAAGCACUAAAGGAAAACAAAUCCAGAAGAGAGCUGGCAGCCAAGGCGGAGAAGAGGAAGAAGCAGCUGGCAGAGGAAGAGUCCAAGAGACAAAAGGGAGAGAAUGGAAAAAUCAUCAAGAAAGGCUUUGUGCCGCAGGAAGACGACUGCAUCAUCGAUCACCUCCUGGCGGAUAUCAGAAAAGGUUUCAGCCUAAGGAAGACCAGGCCAAGGUGCGAUUCGGAAAGCCUCCCUUCUAGUGAAAUUCGUAGGGAUACCUGCCCGUCUGGAUCAAGUGUGAAGCCUGUCGAAGAAAAAGCCGCAGAAAUAGCCGCCACCUCCGCACACUCCAAACCUCAGUCAGAGGGUCCCCGGGCCAGCACAGGCGAAGUGAACGGCUUCAUCAGCCCUUCACAAGAGACUCCGCCAGCACCUCAGAGUGCAGUUCAAGACGGACCAGCUGCACCUCCCAAGGCACUCCCAAUAGAACCAGCUAUGAUGAAGCAGGCACCCCCGUCAAGACCUGCUUCGCUGCAGGAGGGGCCACACCCACAGAAACCUGCCGUGUCUUCACUAGAUAUGAUACAACCUCAGCCUCGGGUUGAAGCGGAACGUCAACCAUGUCUCCCCACAAAUGGCUUUUCACCGGAUUCAUCCGAGACUAGCGCCCUCAGCCCGUCUUCCCUUUCCGAUUCUGAGCUGCUAGAGGCUGUGUUAGUUGGCACGUCUAGCCUGGUAUCUGAGAAGAUGAUUCCCGAAGAGCCAGUGGAUGUUAACGUAAAUAUUCAUAUAAAGGGAAGCCCUUUACAGAAUACUGACAAUGUGCCGAGUGAAAGAAAUACAAUGGGAGAUGAAAAAGGAGAAACUAUUAAUAAAAUAAGCCAUUUAGCAGAGACUGUAGAACAAGAGAAGGGACGAGAGGAGCGGAAGUGCAUUAUUGUGAAGACGUCCGUGACUACACUCAGUGAGGACAUCGAGGGGUGCGAUGUUCCAGAUGGACUGGCGUCACAAGAUCCGCAAUCAGUGUCUGAAGCAGUGCCUCUAUCCCCUAAGCCUGAACCAAAGAGAAAGCGGAGCUUCUUUAAACAAAACAAAAAGAAGAGUAAUCCAGGUAACCUCUCCAUUACAUUAAAUAAAGAGCAUGUUGGGAACGCUAGUCUCUUGAUUCGUAUUAAAGGGAAAUCCAUAUUUGGUGUGUUUUUAUUGCAUUUAACAUUUUAUAUUUUAUGUAUGGGUUAUUUUACUCUUUUUAAUAUUUUUGCAUGACAACAGGUAUUUUAUUAAAGAGUAUGGAUGCAGUAUGCUGCACAUGAUUUGCAGAUUAAUAUUGAAUGGAUUUCAAUCUAUCGCCAGUUUUUUUGAAUGCUCUGUUUUCCAUUCUGAAACACAAGGUAACAGGGAGAAAGGACACACUAAACAUAAAAAAGGAUGUGUGUUGCAGUGAGGUAGGUCAAGUCGAUGGGAUGGCAAACUGUAAGCAGGAAACUCAUCGUAAUGAACACACUCACCGUCGAAACUUUGUCCCAAAUAACACGUCAUUUGUUGGUCUAACUGGAAUCUGGAUUUCAUUUUUCUCUGUUGUUCGGCUUUUAACACUGGCUCUCUCUUUAACACUUCUACAAUUCAGUUAUCAAGCAAGCAUCAUGUGGGUUAUUUUGCGAUAAUUCUAACAAUCAUAACUUACAAACUAAACCAAAAAAGUUCAAUUUUGUACAGAAAGUAAUCCUCUUUAUUAUUGGUUAAGAACUCAAGCAUCAGUUGUCUGAUUUCAAACUGCCUUGCCGUUUGUGACGUCAUUGUGAAGUUAUCGUGGACUGAGUUAUUUCAUGAAAGCUGCCACUUUUGUGUCAAUCCUUCCAUAUUUUCUUGUCCAUUCCUCAAAUCUGCAACUGGGAUUGUUCAACCUACUAACGUGUUCUAGUGUGCUUCCUGUAAACUGUGCUUUGUGAAUUGGCCUUUUAUGAUGGUUGUAUGUAAAUCAAUUAAAAAUGUUUUUACCACUUAAAAAAAAAAUACAUGUUAACAUUUUAAAGAGAUUUAGUCAGGCUCACGUGAAUAGAUUUUUUUGCCAGGUGUAUUUUAAGCAAUAGCUUUAUUCCCUUGUAAAUAUAAAGAUUUUAUUAAAACAUUUUAAUCUGGUAUAUUUUGAUUCCAUUUAUUCAUUUUAGUCUUUGUUUCCAUAGGUGACUCCAGAAAAAGAAAAUCGAGAGGAAAAAGAAAAUGUUAAUAUCGCACAGGAGUUGUGAACUGGAAGGACAACAAUGUUAUUAUUUUGUGAGACUACAUGAGCAUUAACUCGUUCAAGAGGAUGCAGAAGUCUUCCUAUUGCAAUGAUUUGUUUUCCAAGACCAACAAGAGUAAACAUGUCUUAUGGCUGGGAUAUUCCCAACAUGGAUGUCCACAUGUCUGUUUAUGUAAAUGAGUUGUAGAAUUUGUGUUGGAAGUGUUUUUGAUUCUGAUCUAUUCAAAAACGUGGCUUUAUAUGUUUUGUAAAAUUGUUGUUAUAUCAAGUGAAUGUGUUUCUGCAUUACGCUCUAUUAACUUUCAGCACCUAUACUGUAGAAAGAAAGAGUUGGUGCAGUGUUGUUGGUGCAAGAUAUUUCAUUUAACUUAUUAAAACAAAACUUCUUGAAUGUCUUAAUUUCUAUGUAUAUUAUCCAGAUGAUCUGUAACAUGAAAAUAUAAGGAUGAUAUUUAAUGGAUUGUGAAUUUUAUUGUUAAAUAUAUUUUAAUAAAAGUGAGUUUACUGUUCA
Eleginops maclovinus (Patagonian blennie) is the source of this 5569-nucleotide messenger RNA. RefSeq names its product inverted formin 2 (gene inf2). Bases 240 to 4082 code for a protein of 1280 amino acids. Gene Ontology annotation, biological process: actin cytoskeleton organization. The transcript is spliced from 21 exons. Lineage: Eukaryota; Metazoa; Chordata; Actinopteri; Perciformes; Eleginopidae. Gene Ontology annotation, molecular function: actin binding; small GTPase binding. The record is from RefSeq and is a predicted model, not a curated record.